AUUGGCCGGAGCUGCCGUCAGUCAGCGGGAACAGACUUACCCUCUCCAUCUGGGCCACCGAGGGCCAAAAACUCUCGAGAAUUUCCAGCAGACGAGCCAGUGGCUAUUCUGACUGCUUGUUCCAGAGAUCAGAAACAUCGGAGAAAAAAACCUAAUCGACCAAGAAAGCCCCUCCCCGCCCUCCGUUAGCUAAUUAAAAAUUUUCCAGGGGCAUAACCAGCACGAGUUGCAUCCUUUUCCUUGAAGACAUCCCAUUAGUAUUCCACAGAGCCUUCCCUCGUUACUGAGUCCUUUGGAGCUGAGUUAUGUCAACAGCUGCCUUAAUUACUUUGGUUCGAAGUGGUGGGAACCAGGUGAGGAGGAGAGUGCUGCUAGGCUCCCGCCUGCUGCAGGACGACAGGCGGCUGACGCUCACAUGCCACGGCUCCACUUCAGAGCCCCGGUGUUCUCGGUUUGACCCAGAUGGUAGCGGGUGUCCAGCCACCUGGGAUAAUUUCGGGAUCUGGGAUAACCGCAUUGAUGAACCAAUUCUGCUGCCACCCAGCAUCAAGUAUGGCAAACCAAUUCCCCAGAUCAGCUUGGCGAAUGUGGGCUGUGCCUCACAUAUUGGCAAACGGAAAGAGAAUGAAGACCGCUUUGGCUUUGCCCGGCUAACAGAUGAGGUCCUGUACUUCGCGGUGUACGAUGGACAUGGGGGACCUGCAGCUGCUGAUUUCUGUCACACACACAUGGAGAAAUGCAUCAAGGAUUUGCUUCCAAAGGAGAAGAACUUGGAAACUGUAUUGACCUUGGCUUUUCUAGAAAUAGAUAAAGCCUUUGCAAGGCACGCCCGCCUGUCUGCUGACGGUUUUCUAAUGUUUGAGCACAAUUCCUGGGUGAAUUUCCUAUUUGCCUCUGUGCGUGUUAUUUGUGGCAGAGAACUGUGCCUGGUCAGCAGCUCUAGACCUGGAGCCCGUGGACACUAUAUGCUGGGCUUCAGUGGAAAGAGAGAUCUGCUUAAUUUUGUCCCAGCCACGCUACUGACCUCUGGGACUACUGCCACAGUAGCCCUAUUGCGAGAUGGUAUUGAACUGGUUGUAGCCAGUGUUGGGGAUAGCCGGGCUAUUUUGUGUAGAAAAGGAAAACCCAUGAAGCUGACCACUGACCAUACUCCAGAAAGAAAAGACGAAAAAGAAAGGAUCAAGAAAUGCGGUGGUUUUAUAGCUUGGAAUAGCGUGGGACAGCCUCAUGUGAACGGCAGACUUGCGAUGACAAGGAGUCUUGGAGAUUUGGAUCUUAAAACCAGUGGUGUGAUAGCAGAACCUGAAACAAAGAGGAUUAAUCUACAUCAUGCUGAUGACAGCUUCCUGGUGCUCACUACAGAUGGAAUUAACUUCAUGGUGAAUAGUCAAGAGAUUUGUGACUUUGUCAAUCAGUGCCAUGAUCCCAGCGAAGCAGCCCACGCAGUGACUGAACAGGCAAUACAGUAUGGUACCGAAGAUAACAGUACUGCAGUGGUAGUGCCUUUUGGCGCUUGGGGAAAACACAAGAACUCCGAAAUCAACUUCUCGUUCAGCAGAAGCUUUGCCUCCAGUGGACGCUGGGCCUGAUUGCUUGCUGGGACUCUUGAGUUUCUCUGUGCCACAGUUUUCUCCGGAGUAUGUCAAGGAACUGAUUAGAUUGAAAAGUAGCUGUACCAGAGUGACCCUGUGACUCACUGGGUCAGUAGCAAGUCAGUGUAACUUCAUAAUCAUUAACAUAGAAGUUUUUCACAAAUCCCUGUCGGUGUUCAACUGUAUAUUCUCAGUAUAAAUAUCUGUAUAAUUCAGCUAUUGUAAGUCUCUAAGUUGAGUGAGCAAAUGAAAAGUGGUUUUGAUACACUUGCUGAAUGUUAAAUUUCUAAUUUUUAAAACUCUUAGGCAGCUUUGAGUUUCUUUUGAUCAUUUUUGUUCUUUAUUCAUUUGAACAGGUUCUUUAAGUUCUUCAAAACUAGUCAGUAUUUUGACAGCUACUCAAUGUGUUAUCUACAAGUGUUUGUUUUUAACUGUACCAAGGAAUAAGUGUGAAAACUGAGUUCUCUGUUAUUAUAUUUUGUAUUCUGGACCAUUAUUGGUAAAUGUAACAAUGAAAAAGAAAUUAAUUCAGAUACUAUGACACUGCUAAAUUGUAUACAUAUUUAUAAAUAGUGCACUUGUGCACUUGUAUAUUUCAACUGUCACCAGUUCCCCCCUCGCCCCCUAUUCAUUCCUAUUUUUCUACAGCUAAGAAUGCUCUAUAGGUAUUCCUUCAAUCAGAGAAGACUACACAGGCUAGGAGUCCUUUGGUCAAAGCUAUACAAAGUUAAAUACUGACGGUAUCAAGUAUUUUGUUUAAAGUUUCCAUUUGUCAUCUCUAACUCUGUUUUGUGUUUUAUAUGUAGUAUGUUUUAUAAACUUACUACAUAUAAAACUUUAUUCACUUUUUGUAUAGAGUUAGCAAGUUGGAUAAUUUGUCCGUAAAAAUAAUACCACACUGACUGACACUACUACAGACAUAGCUCGAGGUGUGCUUAUUUCUAAGACUCAUUAGAAAGAAUAAAUCUAAAACGAACAUUAAAAAAUUCUGUAUUUCAGCUUGCUAUGUAAUUUAGGAGUAUAAAACUAUACGUCCUUACAGCUGCAUGUUUUCUGUUAAAAUGUGAAUCUCUAAAUAUGUUUGGAGUUAUAUCUGCAGUUUAUUUCUGCAGACAAGGUAAAUUUGUUAUAUGUGUGGGUGUAUGUACAUAUGUAUAUUUUGGAGUAAUAGAAAAUUAAAGGGAACAAUCCUGUGUAGCUCCUUCACCAGUUAGCUUUAAAUUAUUGAUAUGUUUAUCCCUAAGGACUCUUGACAAGCUGACACAGGUUUUAUAAUGGAGAACCAAUGGUUAUUAGUAAAUGAAGAAAGAGAUAAAAAUGGCUGUAGGAGAUAUUUUAUGGUGGGUAAAAUGUGGAAAACCCAGGAAGAGAACCAGCGUGUUGAAGCUACACUACUAUAUGGUAAUUUGCAUGUAAAAUAAUAGGAUGUGAGAAAAAUACUGAGCGUUAAGAAUGGCAUGGAGAUUUGUUGUAGAAACAAAAGAAAAAGAAACCAAAAAGAUAAAGUUGGUGUAGUAUAUACCUUCAACUCUCAAUUUUCAGGGUUGACUUUUUUUUCAUUAAGUUUUAUUUAAAGGCUUAUUAGAAGGAAGCGGGCCUAAUAUAAAUAUGCAUAUCUUCUCACCUCUUUGAGAAUGGAAGAAAAAUAAAUCUUGAGUUUUCCUGCCUAUAUCAAUCAGGAGUUAGUUGUCCUUUGAAAAAGUGGUAAAGAAAUAUUUCAAUUUUUUUUUUGAGUAAGUUUGGUGAGAGAAAGAGAAACAUUACAGGAAAGAGUAUCGUCUCCUAUUUGUUGUCUGAGAAGUGAGGAACCAAAGGUAGACUAAGAAAGCUAGAAAACUUCCUUACUCUUUCUGAGUCAAGUCUUGGAACAUAAAUAUGGAAGCUACGUUUAGGAGUAGGGAGAAUUUCCCAACUGACAAGCAAACCAAAACUCUAAAGCACAAGAUGACAUUUUAAAGAUGUAGGUUCAUUUUUGUUUGAAUUCUUCACAUUACCAUUCCUCUCUUUUAGUUUAAAAAGUAACAGUGGGGGUGAUGUUGUCAAGUUCAAAGGUCUAAGAGUCCUUGAUGCAUGAGGUGGAUUGCCAGGUUUGACAGAGGAAUUUGUAGGACUUGUUGGUAUUGGUCUGGGGCAGACUUUGCUCUGCCUCACAUGAAAAGCUUUUAAAACGUGAAACCAGUCAACUUUGACUGAAGCAUAAAAACAUACUGGUGUUUAUUUUUCAAGCCACAAUGUUGAAGUAUAACUUGUAGAUUAUUAUAAUCAUAAAAGAUAAGCAUACCUGUAUUAGGCUUCUGUAUUACUGGGAAUUAUGCAAAUAGUAGUGAAAAAAAGGACUGUCCUAAAUACGGUUUUUUGUUAUAACUGAAUUUGCCAUGUGGCUAAUACCAUGUGGUAUGAUGUAAAUUAUAUUAAUGUAAUUAAACUUAAAUCAAUUACAUUCAUGUUUGCCUUUAUUUAUACAUAGUUAUAUAAAUCGCCUUUCUAAAAUGUGUUGCCAAACUUUAUUUGCCAAUUUACUUGGCAAAAUAUUCUUAAAAUCAUUGUGACUUUUCGCAAGUUUUUAAGUACCUUAUAUAUUCAAAUGUAAAUACAGUCCUGCUUUCCAUCAACCCUUUAUUUGUUAGGUCUUUAUGUUUCUUAAGUGCUUCAAAGUCUUAUGCACUUUUUCUGAAAAACAAAAAUUGUUUUGGAGGGAUCAGUUCUGAAUUUCUGUACUCUGAUAGGAAUUUUUCUCAACUUCCAACAUUAAAAAAAAUUACUUACUUUGAACAAUUAUUAGCACUCAAUAUACAGAUAAAUCAUUUUUUCAAAGUGGAAUUGAUUUUUUUUUUUAGAAUCUUGGCAGAGAAUGAGUGGGCCUAUGCUAACUCUUCAAUAUCAGACAGGACAUUUAGUUUCUUUUGUAAGGUUGGACAAGGAUUUAAUUUCACAGUAAUAUGACAAGAAAUUGCUUCAAGGCGGGAUGAUGGGAAAGGAUUGUUAAUGUGGAGAGUCAAACAACUAAACACAAAUAUGUAUUUGUAUUUUCCUUUAGCACCUCAAUUGUUCACAUACCUAUGUCUGUGGAAAUUGACAUAAAAUUUUGGUUGGCUUACAUUUUAUUGUAUUUAUUAAAUUCACUUAUCUGGAUGACUUAAGCAGAAAUAAAAAGUCAUGUCUUUAUAAGCCAAA
Messenger RNA from Equus quagga, 4766 nucleotides. RefSeq names its product protein phosphatase, Mg2+/Mn2+ dependent 1K (gene PPM1K). Lineage: Eukaryota; Metazoa; Chordata; Mammalia; Perissodactyla; Equidae. The transcript is spliced from 8 exons. The record is from RefSeq and is a predicted model, not a curated record. Bases 306 to 1589 code for a protein of 427 amino acids. Gene Ontology annotation, molecular function: protein serine/threonine phosphatase activity; cation binding. Gene Ontology annotation, biological process: protein dephosphorylation.